AUGAGCACAGGAAAAGGAAAGGAGCGGGCUAGUGACCAAGGAAGCAGCGAAGAAACACAACUGAUGCCAAACAAAACAUCUGAGGGUCCUUCAAUGAUAUCCAGAAUAGCAGCUUCAGCAAGUGGUCUCUCCAAGGGUGCUUUCUCAGCUCCUACCAGCAAAGAAAUAAGCGACACCACCAAUUCUGCCCUUUCUAAUUCGGGAAAAGGACCAUCUUCAAGCGCGAGGGUAGGCGGUAAUUCUUCUUGGGAAGAGAGCUCAAAGCAAGCCCAGACCCAACCUCAAAUUAGCGGAAAUGCAACAGGAAAUUUUAGGCUCGGUCACAGCGAACUCCACGUCAACGAAUCUGAACAAGAAUUUUCGAAUUUCCUGGAUGGGAUUGAUUCCUUUACACCAUCUGAGCAGCCCACUAGCAGCGAGAAGAUAGAAAGGGGAGUCAAUGAUGCUUUUGAGUAUGCUUGGGCAAGAUCUCAAGCCGCUCCUGCUGCGCAUAUCCCAGCUCCAGCACCAGUUGCCCUUAGUUCUGUAGAAGAACAAGAAAAAAGGGAUGGAGAAGCGGUUCUUGCCAUCUUAUCGGAUCCCAAUUCCUUGGAUGAGCAAUUCGAAGAACCGCAAGAUGAUACCGGUACGAAUCAAUCCUGGGGACUUUCAGGAAAACAGAUUGUUGAAUUGAGAGCUAUGACAAAAGAUUUGUUUCCCCCGCCUGAACCCCAUGGAGCGGUUCCUCUUGAUCAUCCACUCAACUUGAGACCAAGCUUCGGUGCGGAUGCCAUGGGACAGGUCAAUGGUCAUGGAGUACAUGAUGUGAAUAUAGAAUCAACGGAAGAAUGGAGGGAGCAAUGGGAGGGAGUCUUGACACGCUAUGCAGACGAGGUUUGGGGAGAUUUGUUACCUUUAGUGAAAGAGGCUCGUAAGGAAGUUGAAGAGUUGCGGGACGCACCUCAGGCAGUUGAACAAACAAAGGCUUUGCGUCGACUAGGUGCUAUCUUGGGACAUCUGCCACCCCGUUGA
Messenger RNA from Hymenoscyphus albidus, 1011 nucleotides. NCBI's taxonomy places the organism in Eukaryota, Fungi, Ascomycota, Leotiomycetes, Helotiales, Helotiaceae. The record is from the annotation of a GenBank genome assembly.